AGCCGCAUUUUAAAGGGAAAGCGAGACGGCCUCAUGGCAUAACACUACGGCUCGGGCAAAACCUCCGUUGGUGGGGUGGGAUUAUGCUACGCUGCAGCGCAAAAAUGGUGGCGCUUCUCCCCAAUUCCCGCAUCGUCGCCUCCCACGGCCUCGGCCUUCCUCGCAUUCCCUUCGCCCGAUUCCGCAACUUGCAUCGUUUCGCUUCGGAUUGCGGUAGGAAGAGGCUUCCUGGUGCCCGCUAUCCGCUCGGCCCCUUGUUUUCCUUCACGAAUCCCCCCUCUUCCGUGGGGUUUGGAGGUGUGGUUCGUCUUUUGUCGUCCGGAUUUGAGCCGAAGGGUUUCGAUUCCCUGCGGCUUCGAGCCGCUUCUGAUGGUGGUUCUGGCGGUCCCAACGGUGGUGAUGGUGGCUCCGGCGGUGGAGGUGGAGACGAGAGCGGUGGUGGGAAUGAUCGGUUCUUUUUGUCGUGGUACUUGAUGGCACUUGAUAAAUAUCCAGUGAUAACUAAAGCUAUUACAUCUGCACUUCUAACUCUUAUUGGAGAUUUAAUUUGCCAGCUAUUGGUUGAUCAGGUAACCAAGUUGGAUUUAAGGCGAACAUUUGUGUUUACUUUCUUGGGACUUGUGCUAGUGGGUCCCACAUUGCAUUUCUGGUACUUGUAUCUCUCUAAGUUGGUCACAUUUCCUGGAGCAUCAGGUGCAUUCUUGCGCCUUAUCCUUGACCAGUUUGUCUUCUCUCCCAUCUUCAUAGGAGUCUUUCUUAGCUCAGUUAUUGCCUUGGAAGGAAGGCCUUCUCAAAUAAAGCAGAAGCUUCAACAGGAGUGGUUUUCAGCAGUGCUAGCAAAUUGGCAAUUGUGGAUACCCUUCCAAUUUCUUAACUUUCGGUUUGUUCCUCAGAAGUUUCAGGUUCUAGCUGCGAACUUUGUCGCUCUUGCAUGGAAUGUGAUUCUCUCAUUUAAAGCCCAUAAAGAAAUUGUGCUGAAAUAGAACAAACAGAUAAUGAUUGUAACCUUUGUCAUGGAAUACUACAGCUGGCUAAGUCAACAUUUGCUCGCACCAAUCUCAGCAACCAGUUGCAUGUUUUCAGAAAUAAUGCAGCCAAGUAAAGGUUUAUUUGCGAGCAGUUAGCAUUUGACCAGUUUUAGUUUGUUUCUUUUAUGUAAGUCUAGAGGAAACAUGCGCUAUUUUAGGACGUUUGUCUUGUUGCUUUAAUUGAGGUUGCAUUUCUCAUUAAAACUUCCAGAAAGCUAAAAGAUUUGUGGUUUUUAUGAGCUUUUCAUGUUUUAGCUCCUUUAUGGGACUAAUCUUUGCAGCUUUCCUUUAUUAUUAUUAUGAUUAGAAUUCUAA
Messenger RNA from Musa acuminata AAA Group (dessert banana), 1343 nucleotides. RefSeq names its product protein sym-1. The transcript has 8 exons. Gene Ontology annotation, cellular component: cytoplasm; membrane. NCBI's taxonomy places the organism in Eukaryota, Viridiplantae, Streptophyta, Magnoliopsida, Zingiberales, Musaceae. The record is from RefSeq and is a predicted model, not a curated record. Bases 84 to 983 code for a protein of 299 amino acids.